Prorocentrum cordatum is the source of this 2734-nucleotide messenger RNA. The record is from the annotation of a GenBank genome assembly. Lineage: Eukaryota; Dinophyceae; Prorocentrales; Prorocentraceae.
GCGGCGGCGACCAUAGCGCCAAGGGCGGCAAGGCCAAGGGCUACGGCAAAGAGCACAAGGGCAAGCCCGCGAACGACUCUCACCGCUGGCAGGGGCAUUACUCGUCCGGGAGUGCCGCCAGCGGGGCGCAGGCGCCGUCAGCCGCGGAGCCAGUGAGGGUCCAGUCAGGUGCAGUUCUCCCCAACACAUCCUGCGCUGAUCUGAGUUGCUUCCAGUCGGCAUUCGACGCUGCCAGCGCGCAAGCUCUGCUCGGCGAAUUAGCGCCCGAUGAGGUCGAGGAGCUGCGUUUCACGCGUGAGGCGCUCGGCCGCCGCGACGCGCAGCCGAAGCGCACGGACGUGCAGUGCGAGUGCAUGGAAGCGUUGCGGUGGAGCGCCGCGCGUAGCCUGCGCCAGUGCAUCAAAGAACGCGAGGAGCGCGUUCGGCGCAUCGAAGCCCGGGCGGCGCACUUCGAGGCGUCCGGGAAGGCCGAGGCCGCGAGAAAGGCUGCGCCCCUGGAAUUCAGGCCGCUUAUCGCAGGCGUCAACAUUCCACUUUUAAAGGAAUUGGCGCGUGAGUCUGAGUGGCACGACGCAGAGUGCAUCGACUUCUUCUCGCGAGGCGCCCCUCUGUUGGGUAACCUAGAAUACAGCGGCAACGGUCGCGCGCUCAGCCCGGAAGAGCGCGCGGGCGACGCUAGCGCUGAGGUAGCCCGUUUGCGUGCCAGCGCGCUCGCGUGCAACGACUUGAUACUUGCGUCAAUUCGCGAGGAUCCCCUCGCCAGCGAGCUGCUCCGUAAGACGCGGGAGGAGGCGGACUUGGGUAGGAUGUCUCCGCCGCGGGCUUUUAGGCCCCACGUCUCCGCGGCCGAGCUUGCCGCUGCUUGGGGCGAAACAAGUCGUCUGGUGCCCAGGUUUGGGGUCUCACAACCGAAGCCCGACGGGUCGCUGAAAGUGCGCCCGGUGGAUGACUUCGCGCGCUCCAGGGUGAACGGCGCGUGCGCUCCCGCCGAGAGAUUAAGCGUAAAGGGCGCGGACCAGCUGGUAGCGGUCGCGCGCGCCUUCUUCGAGUUGCACGGCGCGCUUCCCGUGCUGUGGAAAGCGGACAUAGAUUCGGCUUGCCGCCGCAUCCCGUUGGCCCCCGCCGAUAGGUGGGCCGGUGUCAGUGUUUUCAAGGAGGGCGGCCGCCUGUGGUUCUCGCAGCACCUGGUCUGCCCGUUCGGCGCGCUAGCAUCUUGCCACGACUGGGACCGCGUGGCCGCCAUGCUCUCGCACUUCGCAAGGCGGCUCGCCAAGCUGCCAGUUUCGCGAUACGUAGACGAUUCUUUUGCGCCGGAUCGCCCCGGCGCGGCCGACCGAGCCACGCGGUGCUUCGCUCGCAUCGUCAGAGCCGCGCUCGGCAGCGACGCAGUAGCCGACGCGAAGCUGGCGCACGGGGCCCAGCUGGUCGUGUCGGGGCUGCUCUUCUCUUUCUGUGCGCAGGGCGUGCACUGCGAGCCAGCGUGCGACAAGCGGCUCAAGUGGUCGUCCGCCAUCUGGCAUGCUUUAGAGUGCGGCACGUUGUACCAUGGCGCUGCGAAGAAACUCGCGGGCGCUCUCGCAUGGGCCGCGCAGCACUUGUUUAAGCGCUUGGGCAGAGCAAUGCUCCGCCCACUCUUCGCGCACCAGCACAAGCGCUCCACUCGUAUCGGGCGGCCUCUCGAGCUCGUGCUGCACUCGUGGGCCCAAGUGCUCGAGCUCAGGCUGCGCGAAGUGGCCAGCUGGAAGCAAGGGGACAUGCCCGCGGCACACAUGUUCUGCGAUGCGCGGAGCACGCCCCCUCGCGCCGCCGCCGUGCUUAUUAUAGACGGCGAAAUCCUGUUUGCCGAGUACGCUCCCGACGCAGCUCUGAUGCGGAAUUUCAAGCGCCGACGCGACGGCCAGGCGGUCGCAUUAGGCUUGUCGUCUUUUGUAGAGCGACUGGCAGGUCGGGCGCUGGAAGUGUUCUCGGACAAUUCGGGGGCCGAGAGGUCAGUGGCGCGCGACGCGCUUGCGCCGUCCCGUGUGCUGAAACAACCGGCGCUCGCGCGCGGCGGCCCGGGCGCGCUCGCGCUGGGUGCCGCGUGCGACAGCGCGGCGAAGCGAGAGCUGGCACGCGCUUACAGGGCGGUGCGCAGCGUGCAAUUGUCACCCGUGCCCACGGGCGGCCCUCGCAAGUCCAUCGCGAGCGGCGCUCGCGGGCCCCCGUCGCCAGUGGCCAUACAGGAAAGCCUGGCCCGCGCACGAGCUUUGGCAAUCGUCGGCUCGGCGCCGCGUUCCUUCGGGUCCUGGAGGGCUGCGGUCCGGGCGUGGGUGGCAUUCGCGCAGCGUCGCCUCAACAAAGACGGCUGCAGCGCACUGCCGCCGUCGGCCGACGAGGUGUGCUCGGUCGCGCUCGAAUUUCGCAACCCGCGCACCUUCGGCAAUUACGUGGCACAGCUUAAGAGGGCAUGCCAGUUGUUGGGCCGGGACGCGUCGGCCUUUUCGCAUCCUUCGGUUAGGGGCGCCCGCAAGGCCAUUGGGAAGCGGCGCCCCGUGAGGCGGCCGCUGAAGUGUUUCGUCUUGCUCUCGCACUUAUCGGCUAUGCUCGACUUUGUAAGUGCCGACAGUGCGAUGUGCGCGCUCUUCUUGGUGUCCUGGGGGUUCGCUCUUCGCGUGCCCUCCGAGGCCCUCUUGAUUGAGCGAGGCGACCCAUCGGCAUUUAAAGACUUCGCCUUCUCUGACGAAGACCUGCGAAG